UGCUGUUAGCAACACGGAAAGGAACCGAGCUAGCUGUAAACUCCAAUUUGAAAUAAUCGAUUUUUUUUUGUUAGGAUUUCACAUCACAUUGACAAGAGGUGUGACGGAUGUGUAAUUUGGAAUGAUCCAUUGAAGUGUGUCGUUUUAGAAAAAAAAAUUGUCCUCAGUUUUAAUAAGAUUUGUAGAAAUUGCUAAUUUGGCUAGACACUGUUAACUAGCUAGCCACGUUAGCGAGCUGUCACAUAACCGCACGCGGCCGCAUUGUUAAGAAGUUUCUGGCCUUCAACUGAUUUUUUUUUUAAGACGUCGACUUUUAUGGGAUCACCAUGUCAAUGAAGGCCGGUGGAAAUCGAGGCAAGCCCGGUGGGGGCAACGCGGCUGGUGCGGCCGCCUCGGGUGCUGGAGGAAGCGGCGGGGGAAGACAGAAUUUGGGCAGGGGAAGACACAGUGGCAAAGGCCCUGCAGCAGUGAUUUUCAAUGGUGUGUAUGCAAAUAUGAGGAUGGUCCAUGUUUUGACUUCAGUGGUGGGGACCAAAUGUGAGCUGAAAGUAAAAAAUGGAGCAGCAUAUGAUGGAGUAUUUAAGACAUAUGGUCCAGAGUGUGACCUGGUGUUGGACGCAGCCCACAGAAACAGCCCAGAGUCCAACAUAGGCCCCAGGAAGGAAGAUAUUGUAGAAAGCAUCAUUUUUAAGGCUUCUGAUGUUGUAGUGGUCACCUUCAAAGACGUGGACUUGAAUUUCGCCAGAAAAGUCUCUGCUGACGCAGACAACUUCACUGAUGCGGCGGUUAGUGGUCGAAUUAAUGGCGAACAUAAAGAGAAAGACCUGGAGCCCUGGGACGGGGGGGACACUCACAACUCGGACAGCCUUGAGUCCCUGGAUACAGAUGUGUCAAACGGAUGGGACCCGAACGACAUGUUCAAAUACAACGAGGAGAAAUAUGGAGUCCUGUCUACUUAUGACAGCAGCCUGUCCACAUACACGGUCCCCUUGGAGCGGGAUGACUCGGAGGAGUUUCAGAAGAGGGAAGCUCGUGCUGCCCAGCUGGCUGAGGAGAUAGAGGCCAGCUCUACAUAUAAGGCCCGGGUGGCUCUGGAAAACGAUGAGCGCUCCGAGGAGGAAAAAUACACAGCUGUGGUACGAGGGGAGAGGGAGACUCACAUGCUCAGCAGAGAGAACAAGUACAUUCCUCCGGGUCAGAGGAACAGGGAGGCCAUGUCAUGGGGUGCAGGACGGCAGAAUUCAACACGUCUGGGUCAGAGCUCAGCUGGAGCAUCAGCCUCUCGGCCGGGACCCCAUGACUACAGUCCAAACUCCGACCAGAGGGUGGUGAACGGAGGUUCAUCCCAUUGGCCCUCACCUUGUCCGUCUCCCUCUUCCCGUCCCCCCUCUCGUUACCAGUCUGGCUCCUCCUACCUGCCUCCUCGGGCAACCUCGCCCGCCAGGCCACCCUCCAGACCCCCCUCUCGACCUUCCAGACCUUCCUCUCAUUCAUCCCACCCCUCCUAUCCCUCCUCCUCAUCCUCAUUUCCUCAACACGGGCCCACGUCGCUAGCCUCCACUCUGCCCAAACGCAUGUCCUCAGAAGGUCCUCCGAGGAUGUCUCCAAAAUCGCAGCGAACCCCUCGUGCUCACAGAGUUCCACCUUCACGAAUUAGUUCAGUCUCCACCGGAGUGGACUUGGCUUCCCAUAAUCCACCGGUGGAGGUUUCAGCAACACCUCCAACCAGGAGUAGCUCCUCUGGAGGGACCUGGUCUUCGGUGGUCAGUGGAGCUCACAGACCUCGGUCUCCACGCCAGAACAAUGUGGGUCGAGCCUCUCCCGGCUCCUCCUCCCUCUCCUCACCUCAGCAAGCAGCUCCUGUAGAAAGUGUGACGUCACUGACAUCAGCUUCCACUGCUGCUGCUAGCCCCGCCCCCAACACCGCCGCCUCUUCAUUAGGAGAUGCUAAAGAAUGUCGUGUCCAGGAGACGAGACAAUCAUCUCCUUCAGCAAACAAUGAGAACAUGAAGCCUUUGGACAACUCUCCAAGCAUCACAAGACCACUCUGUAAAGGACCUCCUUCUAUGGCAACUGACCACAGAAAGCAAAUAGAUAAUUUGAAAAGAUUUAGUGUAGAUUUUAGAUUGCAACCUAGUUCCAAUCCAGACUCUGCCUUGGACCAGAUUAUGACCAAGCCCAUCAGAGACCCCUCAGAUAAGCCAAAAGAUCUCACACUGGACAAAGCCUCUGCAGCGGGACGAGAUGGCACUGAGGAGGGGGUUGCGGCGCUCGCUGCUGGCAACUCAGGAGCUGGGCCCGCUUCAUCCACUAGUGCCACAAUCAGCAGUAAACCGGGCAGCCCUGCAGCGCCUUCCCCGUCUCCCUUAGCUCCUGACCAGAAGCGAGGGGGGCAGGAUGUGACAUCACAAGGAGUUCAAACGACACCCACGUCCACACUGAGUGGAUCCAAGCAUGAAGAAAAGGAGGAGAAGAAAGAGGCAGUACAGGAUCAAGUAAGAAAAUCAACCCUGAACCCAAAUGCUAAUGAAUUCAAACCCAGGUUUAAUACACAGCCUAAGCCGGCCAACACCCCAACGCCUCCUCGACCACAAGGCCAACCCAGCCCCUCCAUCAUGGUCCAGCAGCCCCCAACGGUCUACGGCUGCUUUCCUCAGAUGUACCCGCUGACACCCGUCAGCCCUGGAGUUCAGAAAAGCAUAAUAUGGAAGUCUCCAGCUGUGUACCAGGUCCAAAUGCCUCAUAUGGCCGUGAGCCAGUCUAAACCUUACAGACCAGGUAAAGUUCCCAACAUGCCCCAGCAGAGGUCUGACCAGCACCACCCGCCUGGAACGCCUACAAUGAUGCACCCAGCGACUGCAGCAGGACCGCCCAUCGUAGCACAGAACCCGGCCUACUCUGCGCAGUACUUCACCUGCAGCCCGCAGCAGUUCACCAGUCAGCCACUGGUUCAGCAGAUGCCACACUACCAGUCACAGGCCCAGCAUGUGUUCAGUCCGGUCAUGCAGGGCAGUGCCAGGAUGAUGGGCCCUCCUACGCAUGGCCAGCCCGGCCUGGUUUCUUCUUCUACUACCCAGUAUGCAGAGCAGACCCACACCAUGUAUGUUUCUCAAGGGCCGAUGCCUCAACAGUACGCUCACCCCAACGCCACCUUACACCCUCACCCUCAGCACCCCCAGCCCUCCGCCACCCCUACAGGCCAAGCCCAGCAGGGCGGUCCUCCGCAGCAUGGGGGUCCUCCCAGCCACCCUGCAGCCAGUCCGGUCCAGCAUUCUCAGCACCAGCAGGCAGCAGCAGCGGCGGCAGCAGCCCAGGCCCUCCAUCUAUCCAAUGCCCCCCCACAGCAGCAGAUCUACUCAGCCAUGGCCCCAACGCCCCCUUCCAUGACGCCUAACCCCCAGUCCCCCCAGGCGUCGUUCCCCUCUGCUCAGCAGACUGUGUACAUCCACCCUCAGCAGGUGCCGCACGGCUACAACCCCAACCACAUGGCACACAUGCAGCAGGCCCAUAUGCAGUCUGGUAUUGUGCAAUCUCACCACCCAGCACCCACCCACCCCCCGAUGAUGCUCAUGGCCACGCAAGGUCAUCCAGGGGGUCCACAGCCACCGAUGCCACAAACUGCCCUGAACGCCAUCCCAGUUUCCUCCACUACGCAUUUCUCCUACCUGGCACAUCCACAAGUUCAGGCUCAUCACCAGCAGCAGCUGUAGAUGGGAGGGGGCGCCAGUGAGCCCGGGGACCCGCUCUGCUUCCUGCUUUUCAACCAGAGCCUCCAUGUCAAGGCGGCAAGGGGAACAACAGCCUCCCCCUCCUCUCUUCCUUCACCCGACAUGCUUCACGUCAGCGUUUCUCUCCCUUCUCCCUCCCAGUCAGACUAGGCAAUAAGUGAAUGUUAACAAGUUGAUCAGCGACAUGUUUUAACAAGUUUUUAAGAACAAGACGUCUCCUGUUCAGACCCGACCCCUGCUAUAGAAAGGGUCAACUAGAGUCAGCUUGCUGAGUAAAACAUGAGAGCCUUGCUAAGAACUGGAACGUGUUUUCUGUCUGCACCUUGUUAUGGGAAAGAAAUCUUCCAACCUUAGACAGUAUUAAUCUUACUGUUUAUUACUGCUGCUGCUAAGUGCUGCAUUUGUUUCCAAACUACAAGACAAGUUUCUAACCAAACUAAAAACCGAAAAAUGACCAGAAACUUCUUUUGAGGGGGAAAAAAAAUAAGAUAAAGCAGCCCAGAGGACAGGAGAAAUAUUAUUUAUAAAACUAUGACGGCUGAGGUGAUCAGAUCCCACUAUCUCACCUGACCCUGAUGUAACUUUUAAGUUAAAACUUUUACUUUGUAGAUAAUAUAAAUAAUUUAGAAAAAU
Cyprinodon variegatus (sheepshead minnow) is the source of this 4361-nucleotide messenger RNA. RefSeq names its product ataxin 2 (gene atxn2). Lineage: Eukaryota; Metazoa; Chordata; Actinopteri; Cyprinodontiformes; Cyprinodontidae. The record is from RefSeq and is a predicted model, not a curated record. The transcript has 26 exons. Gene Ontology annotation, molecular function: RNA binding. Bases 327 to 3710 code for a protein of 1127 amino acids. Gene Ontology annotation, cellular component: cytoplasmic stress granule. Gene Ontology annotation, biological process: cytoplasmic stress granule assembly.